Messenger RNA from Trypanosoma cruzi, 360 nucleotides. RefSeq lists its product as uncharacterized. Lineage: Eukaryota; Euglenozoa; Kinetoplastea; Trypanosomatida; Trypanosomatidae. The record is from RefSeq and is a predicted model, not a curated record. The transcript has a single exon. Bases 1 to 360 code for a protein of 119 amino acids.
AUGCCCUCCAACUUCUCUGAGAGCCAUUCCUACGAUGAUUCAUCCAACGCGUCAGGGAACUCCAAGGAACUUCACGCACUUCUCACCAAUACACAGUUUGCCCUUCUUGUAGUCUUCUCGGGUGUCUGCCACUACGUUGCCCUUAUCGUUUCUGCUCUUACGGUGGGGGAGUCGACAGGCACAUUGACACUGCCGUUUGUUGUGGUGAAAAAACUGUUGAUGGGGUUUGUGUCGGCCAUCACGAGUUUUUUAAAGAGGCGGCGGGAGCGAGUGUUUGUUGGUGUUGGGUACGAAGAUGAUGGCGCGAGCGUUGACCGGUUUGAUGCCAUGAAUCAACCAUCGGAGGUCGGCCAUGUGUGA